This is a messenger RNA of Harmonia axyridis, 2659 nucleotides long. Its product is annotated as mutS protein homolog 5-like. Lineage: Eukaryota; Metazoa; Arthropoda; Insecta; Coleoptera; Coccinellidae. Gene Ontology annotation, cellular component: nucleus. Gene Ontology annotation, molecular function: ATP binding; mismatched DNA binding; ATP-dependent DNA damage sensor activity. Gene Ontology annotation, biological process: mismatch repair; chiasma assembly. The coding region runs from base 187 to 2556 and encodes 789 amino acids. The record is from RefSeq and is a predicted model, not a curated record. The transcript is spliced from 12 exons.
UUUUCGAAAAUAUGAGGGAUGGGUUUUUAAUUACUAUUCGAAAUUAAUUCCAUAGAUAUGAUAUCCGCAUUAUUCUUAAAUCUGAUUAGCACACAGAACAUUUAUUAAUGUUUGGAAUAUAUAGUUUUUGUGGGCAUAAUCAAAGUGGUAUCUUCUUUAGUUUAUUCAGAAAAUAAUUAAAACCAAAUGGAUCUCCAACACAUCCUCCAGCUAAAAGGAAAUAAUUCCAAUACAAUCGAAACAAGCUCAGACUUCAAUGAAAAUCCAAAUAAUUGUGAUGAAAAUAUACAUAUCAUGUGCAUUCUUUGGAAAGGUAACAAACUAGGGGCUGCAUAUUAUAGCUUAAACGAUAGUUUGUUUUACGUAUACGAAGAAUACGUGGAUGUUGGCCCUCAUUUUUCUAUUCUCAAAUGUAUAUUUCGAGAAGUUUCACCUAAAUAUACCGCAUGUAUUGGAUCUUCUACCGAUGCGUUCAUAAAAUCACUUAUUGAUACAAUAAAUGAUCAAGCUACAAACACAACAACUUCGGACAUAAGAAGUCUCCCACCAAAUUUUUAUAUACUAUCAAUGAAAGAUUACCCUUAUGAUAUAUGCAAGACAUCCUUACAAAAUGUAGAGAUUGCUUCUUUUCCCGAAACAGAAUCCAGUGACAUUUUGAAAGAAAUGUACAUUCAGUCUCUCAUUAAUUUCGACUAUAAGAUGUCCAUAUAUGCUGCAGGGGCUUUGGUGAAAUAUCUAGAAAAGAACUGGGCUUUCUUCUCACCAGGAAGAGAAUUGAAAAUAUUGUAUAUGUACCAAGUCACCAUAAAGAAUCAUGUUCUCAUUGAUUGGACCAGUUUCAAUGCUUUACAAAUAUUCAAUCAAAAGUACCAUGAAGCUGGAUUCAAAAGGGGGGUACAAUCGAACAAGAGAGAAGGUUUGAGUAUUUAUAAAUUGUAUUCAUCUCAUUGUAAAUCCAGGAUGGGUCAAUUUCGUUUAAGAAAUCUUCUACUGAAUCCUAUCUGCGAUAUAGAGGAAUUGAACAAGAGAUUAAAUUUCAUUCAAUUCGCUUUGCAACCCUGUCAUAUGGAAUUUAUCGAAAGUGUACAAGACAACAUAAAAAAUAUCAUUGAAGUUAACCUAAUUCUACAAGAAAUCGCGAACUCCAAAGCCAAGAGUAGCAGUUGGCAGAGCUUGGACAAGACAAUAUAUCAUACAAUACUGAUAAAUGAGUUGAGCGGUCCUUUGAGAAACAAAUGUGAACUUUUGGCUGACCUCAAUGACGCAAUCACUUCAGAGCUGAUCGGAUUGCAGAAGUCAAUCCAGAGUGCUUUUGAUUUUUCAUCGAAAUUCAAAGCAGGCAGGCCAAUCAUCAAAUUUGGCAUAGAUGCUGAUUUGGAUGCAAAAAAAUUGCAACGACAAGACAUUGCGAAGAAUGUAACAGCCGCUGCUAACAUUGCAGUAGAGGAAUUGCCAGAUUUCCUAACAGAAUGUGCGGUAGUCUAUCUUCCAGAGAUGGGUCAUUUGGUAUCUGUCAAAGAGUGGGAGCCCAAUUGCAAUCCAGAACAACUCAGUGAUAUCGGUUACAAGUUUAUGUUCCUGGUUGGCGGUAAAAUUCACUACAAAAGUCCCCUCUGUGUCGAAUUGGACAGAGGUCUGGGAGAUAUAAAUGCAGAAAUUGUUGCUCAUGAGAAUAGGAUUAUUCAGAGACUCUCUGGUUUCGUCCUCAAAUAUAACAAAGACAUCAGAGAACCUUUGAAACUUAUUGCUCUUAUUGACAGCCUCAUAGCCAUGGCGAAGGUUGCCGCAGAAAAAAAUUUCGUAAAGCCAACUUUGAACACCGGAAGAAUUCACGAAAUAAAAGAGGGAAGGCAUCCCCUGAUGGAAGAGAUGUUUUCCGGUUUUGUCUCCAACGACUUCUAUUCGGGAGGCAAAUACAGCCACGUUAAGAUAAUUACAGGUCCCAACGGAAGUGGUAAAAGCAUAUAUUUGAAAAAAGUUGGAAUCAUCAUCUACUUAGCACACGUUGGUUCUUACGUGCCCGCCAAAGAAGCGAAUAUUGGAGUGAACCACAGCAUCCACUUCAGAACGGCUACUGAAUCUAUAUCUGUGCGACUGUCAGCGUUUAUGAUAGACGUUUCGCAGAUAACUCAAGCGAUCUACAACGCAGCUCCUUCUUCUCUAGUCAUAAUGGACGAAUUUGGUAAAGGUACUUCUGGCGAGGAUGGCUUGAUCCUCAUGGCUGGGGUUCUUCGAAAAUUCCUCAGGGAAAAUGACAACUGUCCCCAUAUACUGGUUUCAACCCAUUACCAACGAAUUGCAAAGUAUUUACCAGAAUCUCCACUUCUCGAAUAUCAAAAAAUGAGUUAUACUCGUAAUGCUGACGAACCAAUGACUUUUCUUUAUAAACUUGCUAGUGGUAUUUCGGAAAGUUUUGCUUUCGAUAUAGCUGAAGAAGUUGGUUUGAAUCCGCGCAUAAUACAGCGCGCUAGAGAAAUUUUUGAUGCCUUGAAGAAUAACACCGUCAUUAAGCCACUUAACAUGAACAAGAACAACACUAACGAACAUUAUAAUUAGCCUCAAGCAAAAUAGCAGUAAAGUAAUUGAUAAUUUGUAACACAAAUAAGUAUAAACAUUUUUUAUUCGUUAAAUGUGAUAAUACAUAUCUUCAUUGUUUGUU